AUGCCUUCCAACACUUUCUCCAUUUCGGCCGCUCUGUGCCUCGCUCUGGCUAUUGGCCCUGCUUCCGUCUUCGCUGCUCCUCAGCUCAACGGACUUCCUCUUCUCGGUGGUGCCCCCACUGAUGCUGCUCCCACUGAUGCUGCUCCCACCAACGGCAACAGUGAGCACGAUGCUGGCGCCGGCUUCGAUGUCGGUAUUCCCGGUGGACCUGGAGUCCGCUAUGGCGCCGGCGUCCACAGCGAGCACCACGGUCCCUGUGGCCCUGGCCCUAGCGGCGAGCACGACGCUGGUGCCGGCUACGAUGUUGGCAUUCCUGGUGGACCUGGAGUCCGCUUUGGUGCUGGGACUCACGAUCAGUACCAGGCUGUUCCAUGCCCCGAGCCCAUCGCUGAGCCUACCACUACCACCUACGCUCAGGUGAUCCUUCCCCCUACCUACACCACUCCCAUCGUCAUUCCCACCACCACGCUGGCCCCCGUCUACAUGCCUCCUACUGUGGCGCCGGCUCCCACCGUCGCUCCCACCGUCGCUCCCAUUGUCGCUCCCAUUCCCGUUCCCGCUCCCGUCUACUCUAAGCCUCUGAUCCCUCACCCUAUGCCUGCGCCCACUGCUUCAGCUAUGCCUUCUGCUAAGCCUUCACCCUCCGCCAUGCCGGUUUUCAAUGCCGGUUCAGCCCUGACCCCGAGCUCUCUCGUGGCCUUUGCGCUCCCCAUCCUGCUCGGCCUCUUUUACUAG
Messenger RNA from Penicillium atrosanguineum, 735 nucleotides. Its product is annotated as putative cell wall protein. Lineage: Eukaryota; Fungi; Ascomycota; Eurotiomycetes; Eurotiales; Aspergillaceae. The transcript is spliced from 2 exons. The record is from RefSeq and is a predicted model, not a curated record. Bases 1 to 735 code for a protein of 244 amino acids.